AUUCAGUUUUAGUGGUAGGGGAUACUUUGCUGUUAAUUCUUAAGCUAAUCAAUUCCAGUAAAAUCAUUUACAACAAAUUCUUCGACAGAAUACAAUGUCUAUUGUUUAUCUUCUAGAUUGAAGUAAAUUUCAAUACUUAGCAUUGUAACUCAGUUAUUUGUGAGUGCAUUCAUUAAAAAGUUGAGUCGCUUGUCAUUCGAGUUCGGCAUAAAAAAAUUACUGUGGAAGUGUAAUUAACUAUUUAAUUUUUUAAAUUGUAUUAUAAUUAAAAUGAGUAUUCAAGAGCCGCUGGAAGAAUCGAAUUUUCGAGUAUCUCACACUUGGAAGUCUGUGCCUUACAACCAAAAUGAUUCAGUUCAAUCAGAGUAUUUUCUUUUACCACACAAUCUUGAAGUAAGAUUUUGUAUCGUAGCCCAUCGUUUUGAAACUCCAAAUAUUACUGUUAUACAUGUCGAAGUUGAAAAAAAAAGUGUAAGACCUUAUGCUGAAGCUGAUAUUACAAUCACCUUAAGUGAUGGUGCUUCGAAAACUGAACAAAUUCGUGAUUGGAGAAAAUCUAGUAGUGUAUUUUGUUUUUCCAAUACUAUAAACGGCAAUAGAUGGUAUCCAGACAUAAAGUGUGGUAUUAAUAAGUUUCGAUUUAUAAGUGAAGAAGAAGGGAAAAACAUUUUGAAUAAAAAAAAAAUUUAUCCAUUGCAAAAUUUAUUGUUUUCGUCACUUGGGAGUGAUGUCAGUAUAAUUGUGGAAAAUAGAAUUUUACAUGCGCACAAAUUUGUAAUUGAACAUUUCAGUUGUGUUUUCUGUGCUUAUCUUAAAAUGGCGAGUGAUGAUUCAAAUCAUAAUAUUUUGCGUAUAAAUAAUGUGAGUUUUUGUGCAAUGAAAGAAGUAUUAACUUUUAUGUAUACUGGAAAAUUUAAAAAUGAAGGCAUUGCUACAUGGUCACUUGUUGCAGAAGCAGCAAGAAUUUACAAAAUUGAUAAAUUGCAAGAUUAUUGUUACCCUAAAAUACUUAAUUUUGUCGAUUCAAAUGACCUCUCGCAAUAUUUGUUAUCCAAUAAUAGAAUAAUUGCUUGAUAAAUUGUGUGAAAUGUUAACUGGGUAACAUAAGUUGGUAUUUACAGUUUAAAUAUUGCUUUGCUAUAUUAAUAGCUUUUUAUAAUUUUUAAUUAUAAAAUAGUUUUCACUUUUGGAUGGAAAAAAUAUGAGAUAAAAAAAAUUUUGUAUUCAUCGACUGGGUAAAAAAAAUUUUUUUGUUUCGAUAAUAGAUAUUAUUAAUAAAAAUAGAUAAUCUCUAGGACAUUGAGAAAAGUGGGUUGGAAAAUUGACGAAUUUAUGAUGGCUACCAAACUUAAAACAAGAAGUCGCUAAAAAAUUCUGUUGUACUAUAGUUAUUAUUUUGGGCCUCGAAAAAUUUUUGCAAUUUGUAUUAAAAAAAAAAAAAAAAUUUCUAAGGGGUAAAAAUUUUUGUACUUCACUUAAAAAAAAAAGGAUUUUUUGUCCCAAGAAAUUUUUUUCAAUUUAUAUUGAAAAAAAAAAAGUUCUUAGGAAUAGAAAAAAUUUCUUGCCCAUAGAAAUUUUUUAUCACUCCAAGAAACAUUUUUUUCGCUUAAAGAAAAUUUUUGCAAUUUAUGUUAAAAAAAAAAAAAAAUUUCCAA
Messenger RNA from Microplitis demolitor, 1655 nucleotides. RefSeq lists its product as uncharacterized. The record is from RefSeq and is a predicted model, not a curated record. The transcript is spliced from 2 exons. Gene Ontology annotation, molecular function: ubiquitin protein ligase binding. Gene Ontology annotation, cellular component: nucleus; cytoplasm. The coding region runs from base 271 to 1074 and encodes 267 amino acids. Gene Ontology annotation, biological process: proteasome-mediated ubiquitin-dependent protein catabolic process; regulation of proteolysis. Lineage: Eukaryota; Metazoa; Arthropoda; Insecta; Hymenoptera; Braconidae.